Messenger RNA from Rhipicephalus sanguineus (brown dog tick), 2277 nucleotides. RefSeq lists its product as uncharacterized. Gene Ontology annotation, cellular component: plasma membrane. Gene Ontology annotation, biological process: protein processing. The transcript is spliced from 4 exons. The record is from RefSeq and is a predicted model, not a curated record. Gene Ontology annotation, molecular function: metalloendopeptidase activity. NCBI's taxonomy places the organism in Eukaryota, Metazoa, Arthropoda, Arachnida, Ixodida, Ixodidae. Bases 100 to 2277 code for a protein of 725 amino acids.
AGGUCUAAGCCUAAGGCAGCUGCCUCCAUUGUAUCGCCACCGUCCCGCACCGAGCUCACUUCAGAACAAGAAGAAGAAGCGGAUAAAGCUGGCGAACAAAUGGACAAGGAACUGCGCGACCUAGAGUUGACCACCGUGGAACUCUAUCCCGAGAGCAGGCUGGUAAUUCUGCUGGCGAUCCUUUGUCUAAUCUGGAUUAUAUUUCUCGUACUGUCGGCAGCGGUCAAGCACGGCCUGCCUCCAACAACGGACGAAGAGUCCACAAUAGCCACAUUGGUCACAACGACACAAUAUCCUACUUGGUGGACCCCUGUGACGCAAGUGACACCGUCGACCAGUUCCACCAACACCUCAACAACGCAACAACCGCUGCAAGGGAAUUUCAUAUGCUCGAGCGAUUACUGCCAAAGGGAAGGCAACUACCUGCGCGCUUUGACCACUCAUUCCACGAAGGAAGCAUGCGAAAACUUUUACGAGCACGUUUGUGGUGCUUGGAAGAAGGUCGCUUCUCGUAUAAUCCAAAAUGUGGCAGGCGCAGCAGUUUCCACCGACACUCUGCUGCAGGCGUCCAUGGAAACUCAGUUGUUGGCCUUCAUAAAGGACAGGGCGCACGCGGACGUCACUCCCGCCCGAAAGCUCUACAAUAUGUGUAUGAACAGAGGUGCGGCGAAUGCUGCGCUCUUGGACGCAAAGAAGCUGCUCCGCCAGUGGGGGUCAGACUGGCCGCAGAAGGACAGCGCUAACAUCUCUCCGACGGACGUGUGGCACUUUGCUGCCAAGCUGAUGCAGGUGCUGGGCGUGCCGUCACUCGUGGGAAUCGAGAUUGGCCUCGACCCGUGGAACAUCGACCUGAACAUCAUCGAGCUGGGCCCACCGAGAACAGUGUUCUUCUCUAAGGACGUCUCGGAGCCUCGGGUCAUGAAACUUUUCAGUGACGCGACGCGCACCGCAGCUAAAGCGCUGGACCCGAACGACGCAAGCGCUGCCAACGCAGCAGCCAAGGACGUCAGCAUCGCCUUAGCCAGUAUCUCGCUUCUCCAACUUGACGAUCUGGGAACGUCGCCUCUGGAUUUCCAGGUGAUUAAGUUCACUUCCUUGGGGAAAGGCGUGCAAUACUUUCUGCGAACCGUCUUCGCGAAUAUCGUGACACUCGAUACUAGCACCCGGCUUCUGGUCCACCGAAGUCCGCUGGUACGUCGAGAGCUGGACGAAACGGUGAAUAGCUUGCCUCCUCGCGCCAUGCUCAACUAUCUGGGCCUGCUCGCUCUCGUGGCGCUGUCUCCAUUUCUGCCGGAGCAGCUGAGUUCUCUCCGCGUGCUCCAUUCGGUGCACACGCUUGGACGGGCCGAGAUCGGGAGCAACGACGUCCUGUGUCUGCGCGCUGUGAGCCAGGCUUAUCCUGCUUGUCUGGCAACAGCGUCGCAAGCGUUAUACAAGAACACGCACCGGUCCGUGUGGCUGUCGCAGCUCGAGUCCCUGUUUGUGGGAUACGUGCGCAACGUCGUGUGGAUGGACAAUCUGACGUCCUUGUUCGUGCGCUAUAAGAUGCAGCACCACCGCUUGGCGCGCUUUUUUCCCGUCUGGCCUUUGGGCGACUGCAAUUCUACGACCAGAGCAGCGUCUUCCAAGGCCAUUAACGCCUUUGUGGACGCCGUCAGACUGCGUCAAACACAGGAGCUUGAACAGCUUGUAAAGCCUCCGCUGCAAGCGAGCACCGGCUCCCCGUUGUCGGUGUGGCCCCGGUACCGGCUGUGCCUGCAGUUGUUUCAGAUCCCCGCAGGGCUGGUCAAUGGGUCGGUGCCGGCCAAUAGCAGCGUGUUCGCGCUGCACCUAUCGCGCCUGGCGGUGCGGCUGUAUGCAGCGCUGGCGCAGCUGCUUUACGAAGGCACCGUGUACGAACGCGAGAUACCGCUCUAUUUCACCGAGGAGGCGGAACGCACGCUCGAGGACCUGCUCGACUGUUUGGUGUGCGACGCGCGGCGUCGCUUCCCGCACGGCCUCCGAGCGGAGCGGGUGCGCUACGCUCUGCUGGAACAGGUGCUGGCCCUCCAGCUGGGUUUUCUCGCCUUCCGACGCCUGCUGUCCGUACGGCGCAUCUGGAGCUUCGACUUCCGCGACGCCGUAUUCGAGUCGCACCAGUUCGAGGCUUACCGCCGCCUGCCCGCCGCAGUGCGCGUCAACAUGGCGGUGCGCCAAUCGACGCAAUUCGCACAAGCAUUCCGCUGCCCGUCCACUUCGCCCAUGGCUGCUGGAGAGCUGUGCCAAGUUCUACGAUAG